This is a messenger RNA of Exaiptasia diaphana, 1091 nucleotides long. RefSeq names its product betaine--homocysteine S-methyltransferase 1. The record is from RefSeq and is a predicted model, not a curated record. Lineage: Eukaryota; Metazoa; Cnidaria; Anthozoa; Actiniaria; Aiptasiidae. Gene Ontology annotation, molecular function: betaine-homocysteine S-methyltransferase activity; zinc ion binding.
GCCUGUGGUCAGAUGUACGAAACUUCGGAACCGUUUCAUUUUUGUCUGGUCGAGACGUUACCUAGUCUUGUCUGUUGUUUGUAACGAGGUGUAUUGAUAAAUGUCUGCAAAGAAAGGAAUUCUAGAGCGUCUUGAUGCUGGUGAAGUCAUCAUUGGUGAUGGUGGAUUUACUUAUGGACUUGAAAGACGUGGUUACGUCAAGGCAGGGCAAUGGACACCAGAAUGUGUCGUUGAGAAUCCGGAAGCAGUUCGUCAGCUUCACCGUGACUUCCUCCGUGCUGGCGCUGACGUCAUGCAGGCUUUCACAUUCUCCAUGCAGGAUGACCCUAUAGAGAUUGAUGGCCGACAAAUAACGUGGGAUGAGAUCAAUGAGGCAGCCUGUAAACUAGCAGUCGAUGUGGCUAAAGAUAACCCUUAUGCAGUGUCAUCGGGCUCCCUGUGUGAAACGGGCCUGGUGUUUCAGAGUGGUAAAGCAUCAAAAACUGAAAUUCAGCAGAAAUUUCGACAGCAAGUUGAUAUCUUUGUGAAGCAUGGUGUGGAUUUACUGAUUGCAGAGUAUAUAUCCCACGUCCAAGAAGCAGAAUGGAUGUUGGAGGUCAUGAAGGACAGUGGUAUYCCUGCUGCUGUUACCMURGCGAUAAGUAGUCAAGGUGACAGACAUGGYAUAUUACCCGCUGAGUGUGCAAUAAGGCUAGCUCGAGCAGCUGGCUCCAGAACGAGGUCGUUUCCCUAUCGCAAGUGCUAAAAGUUCUCCUUGGGGGGARGCUCUGAAGAGCCACUCUGAGCCACAAAUGAGAGCAAAAGCUAAUCGUGAAUUCUGGGAAAAUCUCCAACCUGCUUCUGGUCGRCCUUACGCGCCUUCGUAUUCAAUGGCUUCAGAUAGUUGGAAGACAAAAACGAACUACUAAACUGAACAUAGUCCUUCAAAUUGUUGAUUCUUCGUAAUAAACUAAUUUUUGCAUUCAAAAUGCUGUUUKACUUUUUUAUGGAAAUUUGACACCGCCAAAUAUUUGUGAAAUCGAAAAAAAGUCUUUUUCACACAACGCAUUUUAGCGGAGGUGUUUUUGCAAUAAAUAUUACAAAAACCGAAA